Molecule: messenger RNA, 483 nt
Organism: Moesziomyces antarcticus
Lineage: Eukaryota; Fungi; Basidiomycota; Ustilaginomycetes; Ustilaginales; Ustilaginaceae
Exons: 2
Coding region: 1-483 (160 amino acids)
Source: RefSeq, a predicted model, not a curated record
AUGACGAGCCACAGCACUUCUGGCGGGGUGCAUCCCGUGCUUGCGCUCGUAAACCGGUGCGACGAGCUUGCGCGCACGUUCGACUCGACCUUCGAAGCGUCAUGUAACCUGCUUCGUCAACCUACCGGCACUCUCGACGACACGCUGGCGGCGUUGCGAUCAACACUGGACCAGUGCGAGCAGAUUGUCGCCGCCAUGCUCGCGUGCAUCUACGAGGACAUCCCCCACCUGCUCGACCAGCUCGACUCCAACGACCACCUCGUCGCAAAUUGGAAUCCCAAACUCGCCCUCGAAAGCAUCAGCACCUUGUUCUACUCGUACCAGGAAUUGUUGUUGGAAAAGCGAGAGCUACUCGCCGACUUUACAUGCGAGGAAAUCAGCCCCCAGUCGUUUGUGGAGCAAUGGACCCAGAUCGACAGAACCCUCUCGACACAGCGCCAACAACAAGUCGACGACCUCGCCGAUCUCCUAGCAGCAUUCUAG